Molecule: messenger RNA, 718 nt
Organism: Aspergillus aculeatinus CBS 121060
Lineage: Eukaryota; Fungi; Ascomycota; Eurotiomycetes; Eurotiales; Aspergillaceae
Product: 60S ribosomal protein eL34
Exons: 4
Coding region: 66-419 (117 amino acids)
Biological process (GO): translation
Cellular component (GO): ribosome
Molecular function (GO): structural constituent of ribosome
Source: RefSeq, a predicted model, not a curated record
CGACAACCCGACGACGCCGCCGCCAACUUCUUGACCACCCCAGCCUCGAGGUACGGACAGACAAAAUGGCGAACAACAGAUUGCAAUACCGCCGCCGGAACCCGUACAACACGCGGUCCAACCAGGUUCGGAUCAUCAAGACCCCUGGCGGUGAGCUCCGUUACCUUCACAUCAAAAAGAAGGGUACCGCUCCCAAGUGCGGUGACUGUGGCAUCAAGCUCCCUGGUGUCCCCGCCCUCCGCCCCCGCGAGUACGCUCAGAUCUCCCGCCCCAAGAAGAACGUCAGCCGUGCCUACGGUGGUUCCCGCUGCGCUGGCUGCGUCAAGGACCGCAUCGUCCGCGCUUUCCUGAUUGAGGAGCAGAAGAUCGUCAAGAAGGUCCUCAAGGAGUCCCAGGAGAAGGCCGCCGGCAAGCGCUAAAUGCGUCCCUGACGGUUUUCUUUUGUGUUGUUGUCUUUAAUCAAGGAGCGGAACAUGGAAAAUUUUUAAAAUUAGCUGGGAACGGACGGCUAGCGCGGCAGAAUAAAGGCCCGUGAAUCAAUGAAUUAUAUUCAUGAAUUGAAAAUUUUCCUCGCGUCCAUGCUGAUUUCCAAGAACUCACGAGUUGAUUUCCCUUCGCGUGUCGACACUGUAGAAAGGAUUCCAUCCUGCGGCCCUGCCGGUGUAGCCGGGCUUGACACCUGAAAGCACAUGUCUCCGUGACAUUCGGGCCUCGUGGC